Messenger RNA from Hippopotamus amphibius kiboko, 2376 nucleotides. It is a transcript of the gene RBKS, whose product is annotated as ribokinase. The transcript is spliced from 8 exons. Gene Ontology annotation, biological process: D-ribose metabolic process. Lineage: Eukaryota; Metazoa; Chordata; Mammalia; Artiodactyla; Hippopotamidae. The record is from RefSeq and is a predicted model, not a curated record. Bases 38 to 1009 code for a protein of 323 amino acids. Gene Ontology annotation, molecular function: ribokinase activity.
GGGCAGCCUCCAGGUUGCAGAGCGCCGACUUUGAGAAAUGGCCGCGUCUGGGGAACCCGGGAGGCAGUGGCAGGAGGAGGUGGCGGCGCUGGUGGUGGUGGUGGGCUCCUGCAUGACCGACCUGGUCAGCCUUACUUCUCGUCUGCCAAAAACGGGAGAAACCAUCCAUGGACAUAAGUUUUUCAUUGGCUUUGGAGGGAAAGGUGCCAACCAGUGUGUCCAAGCUGCUAGGCUUGGAGCAGAGACAUCCAUGGUGUGCAAGGUUGGCAAAGAUUCCUUUGGCAAUGAUUAUAUAGAAAACUUAAAACAGAAUGAUAUUUCUACAGAAUUUACAUAUCAGACUAAAGAUGCUUCAACAGGAACUGCUUCUAUAAUUGUCAAUAAUGAAGGCCAGAAUAUCAUCGUUAUAGUGGCUGGAGCAAAUUUACUUUUGAAUACCGAAGACCUGAGGGAAGCAGCCAGCGUCAUUAGCAGAGCCAAAGUAGUGAUCUGCCAGCUAGAAGUAACUCCAGCAACUUCUUUGGAAGCCCUGAGAAUAGCCCACAGCAAUGGAGUGAAAACAUUGUUCAAUCCAGCGCCUGCCAUUGCUGACCUAGACCCCCAGUUCUACACUCUCUCAGAUGUGUUCUGCUGCAAUGAAAGUGAGGCUGAGAUUCUGACCGGCCUUGAGGUCAGCAGCCCCCCAGAUGCUGCGAAGGCUGCGUUGGUGCUCAUGGAAAGGGGCUGCCGGGUCGUAAUCAUCACCUUAGGUGCUGAAGGAUGUGUGAUGCUGUCACAGACAGAACCUGUCCCGAAGCACAUUCCCACAGAGAAAGUCAAGGCUGUGGAUACUACGGGCGCUGGUGACAGUUUUGUGGGAGCUUUGGCCUUCUACCUGGCUUACUACCCAAAUCUGUCCUUGGAAGAAAUGCUCAAGAGAUCCAGUUUCAUCGCAGCAGUCAGUGUCCAGGCCACAGGAACACAGUCAUCUUAUCCAUACAAAAAAGACCUGCCCCUUGAUCUGUUUUGAUUGCUACUAACUCAAAAUAAAUAUACCUAGAAAUAAAAUGCAAUGGGGGAGGUCACUCAACUAGCAGCUUAUUACAAAAUGUCUUCUCCUUUCUUUGCAAAUAUUAUGUUCAUUUACUAAGUCAUCCUCAAGCCUUCAUUUAUUUCUUUACAGUGAUGAUUUCUGUUUUUCAUACAAAAGUCAACUAGACAGAAUUAAGGAUUCCACGAUGACGACUUGUACAGACAAUACCACUAUUCAGAAACCAGCAAACUCUACUGCCAACACAUCAUAAGUAUCAUAUGUACCCCAUACAGCAGAGGCUGCGAACAACAGUGUCUAGAGUCAGAGCAGAGAAUGGUCAAUAAAGGAAGGAGGCGUAUGCAUUGGGCCACUCAAGCAGUUCCUAAGUGGGGCAGCUGACAUUCGGCGUUGCCUUUAGUGUCAUCUGACUUCUCGUUUCACGAGAGAAGCCAGAGGUUUGGAUGUUUAUUGAAAUCUUUCAACGUUUAAGUAUCAGCAACUGACUUUUUAAAAUUGUAAACACCACCUGUGGGCCGCUUUCAGCCCAUGUGCUGAAUAGACAAGUCAUUUGCUAAGCCAGAUUUUAAGUUUAAAAAAAAAAAGGUGAUUCAUGAAUGUCACAGACCCUUUACAUUGGGCUUAGGUAGGAUCAGGUCAAGGAUUUUUCUUGUAACCCAAGACCACAAUGUAUAGUUUCAACCUAAAAAUAGCCAAGAUCUCACCUAUCUUUGCUUUGAAUUGGAGCUUUAACAAGAUGCCAGAAAAAUAGCUGAUUGACUAUAAUGCCACAAGCCUCUAAGACUCAACAACUGUCUAAUUCCAUUUCCAGAGAGCUGCUCUUGCAUUUCCUCAGGAGACAGACUGGGCCACAGGGAGGGAACACCUGUUAUUUUGGAACACCACUGGUUUCUUAAUGCUUGUGGUCAUGGUGAACGCUCUAUCCUUCUCCCCUAUAAAUGCUUUAAAUGCUGUAGGAUACAUACCAGCAGAGCUCAAAACAUGAGCUGUUCCUUACCUUCGACCAGAAAUUCGACAAGGAGAAAAAUGGGCCAUUUUGAAAAUUUGUGGUAAACAGCUUGAAUGGGAAAGUGUAUAGAUCUGGGUGGGUAGGUAGGUCAGGAGUCCUUAUCUGAACAUGAGGAUUACCAGUGGAAUUUCCAAGCUGGUUAGCUGUGUGGUACCACUGCCCCAGAAGCCCUAGCCAUCAGCUUUAUGGAAACACACUAUAGCACCUAUUAAAAAAAAAAAAAAAUCUGAGUUAAAGCAGUCCAAAGCUGUCCUAGAAAAUCCUAGAUACUACCUUUGGUGACCAGAGUUUGAGAAUAUGGACCAAUGGCAUUUUUCUAAUUAUAUAAGCACAAGUC